Molecule: messenger RNA, 671 nt
Organism: Medicago truncatula (barrel medic)
Lineage: Eukaryota; Viridiplantae; Streptophyta; Magnoliopsida; Fabales; Fabaceae
Exons: 5
Coding region: 168-386 (72 amino acids)
Source: RefSeq, a predicted model, not a curated record
AACAAAUUACGCAAUUACAAUUCUACCCCCAAUAAACCUCACACGUGUCAUUGUUUUUCUCGUAUAUAAACGAAACUAAACGCUUUCGUCUCGUAAUUGAAUGCGGUUUUUCGAUUCCAGAAACAUCUUCCAUCUUCCCUAACAUCACAAUCCAUCAAGGAACAAACAUGGCUGGUGGCAAUUUUUUGCAUAGGGUUAUCUCUUACUUUGUGAAUGAAGUGGUUGUCAAUGGUCUUGCCAAUAGCCCUGCAUUUCAGAGGUUUGCAGUGAGGACGUCAAAGAAUAUGGAAGAAAUUUCAAAAAAGGCUAUUCAGACGCAGAAAGAGUUAGCUGAGCAGCUGAAGGACCUCCCAAAAAAAAUGGAGUCUUUCAAGAACCAGCAGUGACUCAUUCAUUUUUGGCUGCUUUGCUGAAGGGAGAUAAUAAAGCCCAGAGUCUCUUUUCGAAGAUGUUGAUGAAGAGUAUGUAAAAACAAAAUUGUAGUUGAUUUUGGUUUUUAUCUAAUGGGAUGGGAUGUAAUGUAAUGGCUCUUUCAGCUUGUUUGGUAAACCAAAGACAAGAUUAGGAUACUAAUUAUAGAUUAUCAUGCUGUGUUACAGAAUUUCAUUUUGUUUUUUCAAAAGGAUGAAGGCUGAUUUCAUAUUGAUUUAUAAAUUUAAACAGUUACAAUA